UUUUAUUUUUUCUCUCUCAUCUUCGGCGCUGUUGAAAAAGGCUGCAUGCGUAGAGAGAGAGAGAGAGGCGUUUCUCUAACUUACAACUCAACUACGCGAAGACAAGAACUUCUUCUACUUUCUUCUGCAACUUUACUUGGCUAUUAUCCGAAUUAGGGUUUCUGAUUGAACAAAAAAGCUUGUAUUUUUUAUUUGGAAUCUUCCCAACUCCUUUGCCCUAGCUUCCUCACUUUUGAUCUCGAAGUUCCAUGAAUUAGGGUUUCAGGGAACUUAAUCGCCUUAGAAGAAAAGAUCCAUCUCAUACUUUGAACGUUUUGUCUUAAAUUUCUAGUUUUCUAUCGUCUUUAACGAGCGUUUGUGUGCCCUAAUGUGAGGGAAGGAGUUGUACUAGGGUUUCUCCGUUUCUAUGGGGAGCACCGGUGAACCAGACCGGAAGCGGCGUCACUUCGGCUCAACUAUAUCCCCCACAGCUGCUGCCGCCAAGAAGCAGCCCUUUUUACCGUUCUCGGAAGAUAAAAAGCUUGACACUGCUGUGCUGCAAUAUCAAAAUCAAAAGCUUGUGCAGCAGUUGGAAGCUCAGAAGGUCGAGUAUUUUGUUCUUGAGGAUAAAUUCUAUCAGCUGAAGGAGAAACAACAGGCUUAUGAUGACACAAUAAGUGUGGUAAACAGGUCUUGGAAACAGCUGGUUGAUGACUUGGAAUCAUGUUCUGUUCGUACGAGUUCUGUGGGCAGCGGAAAGGAUUCCAAGAAUUUAUCGGUUCCUGAUGACAAGCCACCAUUGCCUGUCGAGGAUUCUUUUCUGGCCAGGCUCUUGGAGACGGGGGCAACUGAAAGUUGCUCUGUGAAUGGCCCUCUUAAUCAAUUGGAAGAAGAAAAACAAACAGCCUGCACAAUGACCAAAAACAUUUUGCAAAAUAUAGUAUCUUCCAUUGAUGACCUGUGGUAUUCUAAGGAUCAACUGUCUCUUGGACUCCUGGAAAAUUUUCAAGAUGAUCCCUGCAGACAAAAAACAUCCAAUGAUUCAUCAAUGGAUGUUAAAAGAUUAAGGAUGGAACUGGAUGACCUUCAUUUAAAACAUAAAAUAUUGGCAAGUGAGGUGCAGAAUCAUCGAGAUGCUAAUGCAAAGAACAAAGCUGAACUGAAACGUUUAGUAGAGGAACUGAAGAGUACUGUUUCUGAGUUGGAAGAAAGCAAUGGUAAUUUGGCAGCUCUCAAAGCACAGAGAGAUGCAGGACAAAGUGCUUUUUUUCCUAUUUUAAACUUGGGAACUAAACAUAUUGCUGGAGAUAAGUCCAGGGAUAAGCAAAAAGGUUUGCAAGAUAUGGAAUCAAUACUCAAGGAGUUAUCGGAGUUAGCCUCAUGUCGAUUGGCAGAACUCAAGAGCCUUCACGAAGAAAGGCUACACAUUUUGAAGCAGUUAUCUAAUUUGCAGCAGACCAAUUUGAAGGAUGUGAAAGGAAUUUUUUCAUCAAAAGCAUACCUUUUGGUAAGCGAUCAGCUUGACAAAUCAAAAGCAGAAGUAGUCCAGUAUCAAGCCUUAUUCGAGAAACUACAGGUUGAGAAAGAUAACUUUACCUGGUGGGAAAAAGAUGCCAACAUGAAAGUUGAUUUAGCGGUUGUUUUUCGAAGAGCUUCUGCAGUUGCUGACUCUAGAAUGGCUGAUUUAGAAAAAGAGAUACAGAAACGAAUUGAUGAAAGAAAUUUCGUCGAGUCUAGGCUGGAAGAAGUUUCAAGAGAACCAGGAAGGAAAGAAGUUAUUGCAGAAUUCAAGGCCUUUGUUUCUUCAUUCCCCAAGGAGAUGGGCAUUAUGCAAAGCCAGUUAAAUGAAUACAAAGAAGCUACUUGUGAUGUUCAUUCCUUGAGAGCUGAAGUUCAGUCUUUGUCCAUCAUUCUCAAUAGGAAGGCAAAUGAAUUACAAACUGUUUCUGCUAGAUUGGCUGAUAAUAGUGCUGAAAUACAGAAAUUGAAGGAUGUGGUCCAUGAUUUGGAGGAGAGCAGUCAAGAGUUGAAACUAAUUCUAGAAAUGUAUAGACGUGAAACAACUGAUUCCAGGGAUGUUAUAGAGGCUAGGGAUUUGGAAUACAAGGCAUGGGCACAAGUUCAAAGUCUUAAAUCUUCUCUUGAUGAGCACAGCUUGGAGAUGCGUGUUAAAGCAGCAAAUGAAUCUGAAGCAAUAUCUCAACAGAGGCUGGCAACAGCAGAAGCUGAGAUUGCUGACUUGAGACAGAAAUUGGAAGCCUCUGGGAGGGAAAUUUCUAAACUAUCAGAGGCACUGAAAUCUAAACACGAGGAAGGUGAAGCCUAUUUAUCAGAGAUAGAGACAAUUGGACAGGCAUAUGAAGAUAUGCAUAAUCAAAACCAACAUCUUUUGCAACAGAUCACAGAGAGGGAUGACUACAACAUCAAGCUUGUUUUAGAGGGCGUAAAGGCAAGACAGCUGCAAGAUGUGUUGCUUGUGGAAAAACAAAUCAUGGAGAGGGAGUUGCAACAAACUAAUAUGUCAUUGGAUUUGUAUGAUGUGAAAGCUGCACGGAUUGAAGAUCAGCUCAAAAUAUUCUCAGAGCAUGUUGAGAAACUUGCAGAAGAUCGCUGUCAGAGUUUAUCUACUUUGGAGAACACCCAAAAGAAACUUGCAGAUGUGAAGAGAGAAUCUCAACAGCUAAAGGAGUCAUUGGAGGAAUCACAGUCCAAGGUAGAGAUGAGACGUGUGAAUGUUGCAGAACUGCAGGUAGAACUUGAGAUAGAGAGGUUUGAUAAGAAAAGAAUAGAGGAAGAGUUGGAAGUCAUGACAAGGAAAGCUACACGUCUGAGUUCACAGACUGAGGGGUCAUCAGUCCUUGAAAAGCUUCAGCAGGAAGUAAGAGAAUAUAAGGAAAUACUCAAGUGUAGUAUCUGUCAUGAUAGGCCAAAGGAGGUUGUCAUCACUAAAUGCUAUCACCUGUUCUGCAACACCUGCGUCCAACGAAUACUUGAAACUCGCCAGAGGAAGUGUUCAGUAUGUGCUGUGAGUUUUGGCCCUAAUGAUGUGAAAGCUGUCUACAUAUAACUGAUAUGAGAAGAAAAUGCGUUAGUUGAGAAACAUAUCCACCGUGCCUUUUCUCACGCACACAACUUCCAAGAAUGAGUCUGGCUUGCUUCUACGUCAGCAGUUGUAUGGAUAUAUAGCUGGGAAUUCUGUAAAGAAAAAUGGAGGGGAAAAUGUAAUGAGGAAUUACUUGGAGGCUUUUUCUGCUUCCUCUUGCACCUAUAGCGAGCUAGCUCAUAUGUGCAGGUUCUGGUUUUAGGGUGUGCUUUCCCAUCAGCUUCUUGAGUUUUACCAUAUAUGUGUAAAGUUUGGCUUCCUCAUUUAACUGCUUGGAGCUUUUGGAAUGUCUCAAUUGAUUAUUUGCAGAUCCACCAGAUUGAGCCUGCCAUUUUCCGAAGAUAUCAUGGAGGUUGAGUGGUCGGUAAAUAAAAAUUUCGUUACAGUGCUCAACCAAAUGCUUUCUACUGUGUUUCUUGCAAAUUGCUUGGGAAUGGCAUUGUUGAUUGUUGUAUCUCAAUGCAGAGGUCUAGCUCCAUUUGGUUGGAUGAAAUUGAGUUUAUAAUUUUGGCAGUUAUGGGGACAUGCUAAUUAAUUCAUUUUUAUGUACCAAUAAUCUUUCCAAUCAGAUGCUGCCCCCGAAGUGUACCCCUGAACCGGCCGAGAUUUUAUACAAAUUGUUCUAAGAGAUCUUUUUUUUCCCCUCGUUCUUGUGUUUUUAUGUUUUUCAUUUUUUUUUAUUGUUCAUCCUGUAUGCUUCUAGUGUAUCAGUUGUUGCAUCCACUUAUUUGUUCAAGUUUAUUGUCUUGAGAGUUU
Messenger RNA from Nelumbo nucifera (sacred lotus), 3838 nucleotides. RefSeq names its product histone mono-ubiquitination 1 (gene HUB1). Lineage: Eukaryota; Viridiplantae; Streptophyta; Magnoliopsida; Proteales; Nelumbonaceae. Gene Ontology annotation, cellular component: HULC complex; nucleus. Gene Ontology annotation, molecular function: metal ion binding; ubiquitin protein ligase activity. The record is from RefSeq and is a predicted model, not a curated record.